UGGAAGAUACAAGUUACAUGGAACCGUACGAUGAUCAGAGACCUCUGGGAGAUCAACAGGAAUGUAGGGAGAAAGUGACAGAAAAGGUCUUACAACUUUAUGAUUCUCCUUACCAUGAGCGAUACAAGUCUCUCCCGCAUGAAAGCUGCCAGCCAUCUGUGGAUGAAAGACCAGCGGAUGAAUAUGACCAACCCUGGGAGUGGAAGAAGGAUGACAUCAGCCGAGCAUUUGCAGUGCAGUUUGAGGGCUCUGGAUGGCAAUGCGGAUCUCCCCAUAUGAGGGCGCGCCUUCUACAGUCC
Molecule: messenger RNA, 299 nt
Organism: Staurois parvus
Lineage: Eukaryota; Metazoa; Chordata; Amphibia; Anura; Ranidae
Source: the annotation of a GenBank genome assembly